AUAUGUUUGUUUUUUUUCCAGAGCUGGGAUCAUGGCUGUUGACUGGAUUGGUUUUGCAUAUGCUUCAUUGCUGGUGUUUGGAGGUGUUGUAGCAUACACUCGUAAAGGUAGUAAAAUCUCUUUAGCUGCUGGACUCACCUUUGGCUCAGUGGCUGGUUAUGGAGCUUACUGUGUAACAUGUGAUCCGAGAAAUGUGAAGAUAUCAUUGUUUUCAUCUUUUCUUUUGACCAUUAUAAUGGGAAUGAGGUUCAAGAGGUCCAAGAAAUUAAUGCCAGCUGGACUAGUAGCAUUCCUGAGCCUUUUGAUGAUUUUGAGGCUUGUUUUUAUGCUGCUGUAGGAGAAUUUGGAACCGAAUAUGACUGCCAUGCCCACCAAACAGACAUGCUCUCCAUACUUGAAAGACAAGUUUGAACACAAGUCUUAUACUGCAUUUAUAUAAUCUGUAAAAAAUCUGUACCUGUUAUUUGAUUAUUGACAUGUGCUGAUAUUUUGAAAGCUUUUUUUAAAAAUUAGAGCAAGUGUUUUGUUGGUAUAUUUUUAUCUACUUUCAUUUAAGCAGUCUAUUAAUUCAUGGGAUCUUUCUUUGGUAGUUUGAUCUCUUUUAGGGGUGCAGAGCACCCUAAGAAAUUGAAUUACUCUUGCACUGUAUUUCUGAAAUAAUAUCUAUAAAUAUAUGUUUAUGCUAAAAAGGUAUCUUGAAUUAAAGUAUAAUUUUGUAGUUUCUGAGAUUAAAUAAUCAGUUCUAAAUCAAGAAAGUCUUUGGCCUGUAUUGUGUUGCACUAGAAAACCAACGUCCUUUCCAACACACAUUCUUGUUCCCCUGGUUCUCAAUAUAAAAAAUCAGUGUUCAAAUAAAAUGUUAAAUGUUCA
Messenger RNA from Cyanistes caeruleus (blue tit), 870 nucleotides. NCBI's taxonomy places the organism in Eukaryota, Metazoa, Chordata, Aves, Passeriformes, Paridae. The record is from RefSeq and is a predicted model, not a curated record.